Molecule: messenger RNA, 1833 nt
Organism: Elgaria multicarinata webbii
Lineage: Eukaryota; Metazoa; Chordata; Lepidosauria; Squamata; Anguidae
Gene: ADRB1
Product: adrenoceptor beta 1
Exons: 1
Coding region: 226-1539 (437 amino acids)
Biological process (GO): adenylate cyclase-activating adrenergic receptor signaling pathway; positive regulation of heart rate by epinephrine-norepinephrine; norepinephrine-epinephrine-mediated vasodilation involved in regulation of systemic arterial blood pressure
Cellular component (GO): plasma membrane
Molecular function (GO): beta1-adrenergic receptor activity
Source: RefSeq, a predicted model, not a curated record
GAGGCGUCCUGGGCGCAGGAGCCCGACGGAGAGCGAUCACAAACAUGCUGAAGCCCUGGAGCAAGUGGCGGCGUUUGCAGCGGCGGCAACAGCUGCGGGGAGUCGAUCGCCGUUCCUCCUCCUCCGGCGGCGGCGGCGGCGCGAGCGAGGACGGAGAUCCGCUUCGCCUUCAUGCCUCCAGCCUGGAUGCCCUAACCUGACCCCCUUUCCCCUCUCCGGACAGCCAUGGGAGAUGGAUGGAUCUCCCUUGAUUACAGCAGCUCUCAGAACCGGUCCAACUCCACGGCUCAGCUUGGCCCCAGCAACAGUGGCAACGGCUCCGCUGGCUCCUUCCCCCCUGGCAGCAAGCACCUCCCCACGGAGGAGAUCUCCCAGCAGUGGGUGGUGGGCAUGAGCCUGCUGAUGUCUCUGAUGGUGACCUUUAUCGUGGCCGGCAAUGGGCUUGUGAUUGCGGCCAUCAGCCGGACGCAGCGGCUACAGACCCUCACCAAUGUCUUCAUCACCUCCCUGGCUUGCGCCGACUUGGUCAUGGGCUCGGUGGUAGUGCCCUUCGGGGCCACACUGGUGGUGCGGGACUCAUGGCUGUGGGGCUCCUUCCUGUGUGAGUGCUGGACCUCGGUGGACGUUCUGUGCGUCACGGCCAGCAUCGAGACCCUGUGCGUCAUCGCCAUCGACCGCUACCUGGCCAUCACCUCGCCCUUCCGCUACCAGAGCCUCAUGACGAAGAGGCGGGCCAAGAGCAUCGUCUGCAUCGUCUGGGCCAUUUCGGCCUUGGUGUCCUUCUUGCCCAUCAUGAUGCACUGGUGGAGGGACAAGGGCCCUGAGGCUCUGGAGUGUUACAACGACCCCGGCUGCUGCGACUUCGUCACCAACAGGGCCUACGCCAUCGCUUCCUCCAUCAUCUCCUUCUACAUCCCCCUGUUUGUGAUGAUUUUUGUCUACAUCAGGGUCUACAGAGAAGCAAAGGAGCAAAUGAAGAAAAUCGACAGGUGCGAGGGCAGGUUCUACAACAGUCACCAGCAGCAAGCACAGACAGUCCCACAGCACAUGCCUAUCUUGGGCAACGGCCAAGCCAGUAGAAGGAAAACUUCCCGAAUCAUGGCUCUAAGGGAGCAGAAGGCCCUCAAGACUUUGGGCAUCAUCAUGGGGGUCUUUACUCUCUGCUGGUUACCCUUUUUCUUGGUCAAUGUGGUCAAGGUCUUUAACAGAGGGCUCGUACCAGACCAACUCUUUGUCUUCUUUAACUGGUUGGGCUAUGCCAACUCUGCCUUCAAUCCUAUCAUCUACUGCAGGAGCCCUGACUUUCGUAAGGCCUUCAAGAGGAUGCUAUGCUGCCCUAGGAAAGCAGAUCGUAGGUUGCAUGCCAGUACUGGGGAGCUCUCUCGUUACCCUGGGGGGUUCAUCAGUACUCUAGGGGAUGCUCCUCCGUGCACCCUUGGAGUGACGUGGUCUGAUUAUAAUGGUGGUGCACCAGAUGGUAGUGACUCCAGCUUAGAGGAAAGGAACAGUAAAACCUCCUAUUCAGAAUCCAAGGUAUAAGGGCAGUUGGUGGGGAUGUAUUGAAUACUGUGGAUCAAAAAAGGGACCCACCCUCCCAAAAUAGGCAGGACAAUAAAUCCACCAGGAGACUGGCUAAUAUACAAAAGACCAGACUGACCUGUCUCAAUGGGGAGAAGAUUGUAUUUACUCAAGGUGAACAGCAGGUGAACUUGUAUGCAGCCUAUGUACCUCGUCUGACUCAUCCGAAAUUGAAGCAAACAGAGAGCAACUGACCAUUGAACAAAGGAGAUUAACUACCCAUUUUGCCCGAAACAUUUGGAUUAUUAGUAUAUA